Molecule: messenger RNA, 2144 nt
Organism: Salvia miltiorrhiza (redroot sage)
Lineage: Eukaryota; Viridiplantae; Streptophyta; Magnoliopsida; Lamiales; Lamiaceae
Product: calcium-dependent protein kinase 8-like
Exons: 8
Coding region: 347-1948 (533 amino acids)
Biological process (GO): protein autophosphorylation; intracellular signal transduction; peptidyl-serine phosphorylation
Cellular component (GO): cytoplasm; nucleus
Molecular function (GO): calcium-dependent protein serine/threonine kinase activity; calcium/calmodulin-dependent protein kinase activity; ATP binding
Source: RefSeq, a predicted model, not a curated record
UGGCUUUGCCUAACAGCCAAACACAACAAGUGGCAUGCGGGUACCGGAAACCACGCAUAUAUAUUAAUUCAAGAAAGCUUAGUGAGAUAAAGAGAAGUCACAGAAGGGGGAACGGGGGAAUUCAGGAGAGAGAAACUCAGAAAAGUCUCUGCACAAGAGCUUUUUGACUCUCUCUUUCUCUAUUCCCAUGGCGGACGAUCUCCUUCAUGUGUCAAUCCUUUCACAUUUCGUGUUUUUGGUUUUCUCGGUUGAGUUUUGACCACAUUUCCAAGCCAUCAUAUGCAGAAUCCCUAGGAUCAAAAUUAUUCCAGGGUGGUGUUAAGGAAGGGCAAUCUUCCUCUGCAUCAUGGGAAACUGCUGCGUGACUCCUUAUAGUCCGUCUGAAAAGAAGAAGAAGAAACACAAGAAUAAGCCGAAUCCAUUUUCCGCAGAUUAUGGUGUGAGUCGUGGAUCUUGGGGAACAAACAAGCUCGUCGUGUUGAAGGAUCCAGGAGGCCAUAACAUCAAGGAGAGAUAUGAUCUCGGGCGUGAGCUCGGACGAGGCGAAUUUGGGAUUACCUAUUUGUGUACUGAUGUGGAGACAGGGGAGAAAUACGCGUGCAAGUCGAUAUCGAAGAAGAAGCUAAGGACUGCAGUCGAUAUCGAGGACGUGAGGAGGGAGGUUGAGAUCAUGAAGCAUAUGCCUAAGCACCUAAAUAUUGUGAGCUUGAAGGAUACUUAUGAAGAUGAUAACGCCGUGCAUAUUGUGAUGGAACUGUGUGAAGGUGGCGAACUGUUUGACAGGAUUGUGGCUAGGGGGCAUUAUACAGAGAGAGCAGCAGCGGUUGUGAUGAAGACCAUCGUGGAAGUUGUUCAGGUGUGCCACCAACAUGGAGUCAUGCAUCGUGAUCUCAAACCAGAAAAUUUCCUUUUUGCAAAUAAGAAAGAAACGUCUCCUGUAAAAGCAAUUGACUUUGGGUUGUCAGUUUUCUUCAGACCUGGUGAACGUUUCAACGAAAUUGUGGGGAGCCCGUACUACAUGGCACCUGAGGUUCUAAAACGCAACUAUGGACCAGAAAUUGACAUUUGGAGUGCUGGAAUCAUCCUUUAUAUUCUGCUUUGUGGUGUUCCUCCUUUCUGGGCAGAGACCGAGCAAGGAGUGGCUCAAGCAAUUAUUCGAUCUAAUCUUGAGUUUAAGCGAGACCCUUGGCCUAAAGUUUCAGAUAGUGCCAAAGAUCUUGUAAGGAAAAUGCUUGAUCCCGAUCCUAGUCAACGUCUUUCAGCUCAACAAGUCCUUGAGCAUCCUUGGCUGCAAAAUGCAAAGAAGGCACCAAAUGUCUCCCUGGGUGAGACUGUGAAAGCAAGGCUGAAACAGUUCUCUGUGAUGAAUAAGCUCAAGAAAAGGGCUCUAAGGGUCGUGGCUGAGCACUUGUCCGUGGAGGAAGUGGCUGGAAUUAAGGAAGCAUUUGAUAUGAUGGACUCGGGGAAAAGGGGCAAAAUUAACCUUGAAGAAUUCAGAAUUGGUCUGCACAAUCUCGGCCAUCAGAUCCCUGAUGCUGAUGUUCAGAUUCUAAUGGAAGCUGCUGAUGUUGAUGGAGAUGGAACUUUGAAUUAUGGUGAGUUUGUUGCUGUCACUGUGCAUCUCAGAAAGAUGGCCAAUGAUGAGCACCUUCACAAAGCUUUUGCCUAUUUUGAUCGUAAUGAGAGUGGGUAUAUUGAGAUUGAAGAGCUCCGAGAAGCUCUGAGUGAUGAUGAUGAUGGCAACAACGAGGAGGUUAUCAAUGCUAUCAUGCAUGAUGUGGAUAUAGAUCAGGACGGGCGAAUAGGUUACGAAGAAUUUGCUACAAUGAUGAAGGCUGGUACAGAUUGGAGAAAGGCAUCGAGACAAUAUUCUCGUGAGAGGUUCAACAGUCUUAGCUUGAAGUUGAUGAAGGAAGGGUCUCUACAGUUAGCUAACGAGGGUAGAUAAAAGGCUUUGUAAGUGUUCCCCCCAACCACCCCCACCCCCACCCCCACCCCCCACGCCCCAGUUUUUUUGGCCGAGUUUUCCAUGUUUCUUUGUCGUUGUUACUGUUAUACGCUAGGGAUGAGGCACGCAAUGUUUCCGUAUACGCUUCUGUAGAGACUGAUUUUUCUGUAAAUAAACUCGUCAUUUUUGGUCUUCA